This is a messenger RNA of Leguminivora glycinivorella, 1524 nucleotides long. It is a transcript of the gene Uch-L5, whose product is annotated as ubiquitin carboxyl-terminal hydrolase isozyme L5. The transcript is spliced from 7 exons. Gene Ontology annotation, cellular component: cytoplasm. The coding region runs from base 157 to 1125 and encodes 322 amino acids. Gene Ontology annotation, biological process: ubiquitin-dependent protein catabolic process; protein deubiquitination. Gene Ontology annotation, molecular function: cysteine-type deubiquitinase activity. The record is from RefSeq and is a predicted model, not a curated record. Lineage: Eukaryota; Metazoa; Arthropoda; Insecta; Lepidoptera; Tortricidae.
ACUUACAAUAUUCGAUCUAGUUUUCAGUGGUUUCUUUAUCAUAACUCUAUGUAGUUUAGGUUGGUUUGUACUUGUAAUGUACAUGUCAAAAUAUUUGACGUUGCGUUGCGUUGUGAUUGUGUUUAAAGACGUGACUUGCAAAAGAAAUUCGCCAUAAUGGAAUCUGCAGGAGACUGGUGCUUGAUUGAGAGUGACCCAGGAGUAUUCACACAACUUAUAAAAAAAUUUGGUGCGAAAGGUGUACAAGUAGAAGAACUAUGGACCAUGGAUGAAGGAAUUUUUGAAAAUCUCAGACCCGUUCAUGGACUCAUAUUCCUCUUCAAAUUCUUACAACAUGAGGAACCCGCUGGCCCAGUUGUGACAGACAACCGCCUUGAUAAAAUCUACUUUGCUAAACAGGUAAUUAACAAUGCCUGUGCUACCCAAGCUGUAGUCAGCUUACUUCUGAACUGCACUCAUCCAGAUGUGGACAUUGGCCCUGAACUGACUAAGCUAAAGGAGUUCAGUAUGUCAUUCGACCCUCGUAUGAGAGGCCUGACACUGAGCAAUUCGCAGACCAUCCGUAUGGCGCAUAACUCGAUGUCACCAUACAUGCACUUUGAGUUUGAUCAAAAAAUGGCUUCUAAGGAUGACGACGUGUAUCACUUCAUCGGUUACAUGCCUAUCGACGGGCGGCUGUAUGAGUUGGACGGUCUUCGCGAGGGCCCCAUCGACCACGGACCCAUCGCCCCGGAGCAAGACUGGCUCGAUUUCGUCCGGCCUAUCAUUAUGAAGCGUAUCAACAUCUACACAGAAGGCGAGAUCCACUUCAACCUAAUGGCCUUAGUAUCCGACCGGAAGAUGAUUUACGAACGCCAGCUGGAGGAACUUCUCAACGAGUCACAGAUGAUGGGCAUGCACUCUGAAGAAGUAGAGAACGAGAUACCCCGGCUCAGGAUGCUCAUAGAAUACGAGGACGUCAAGAUGGCCAAGUACCAGCAGGAGAUGGCCCGGAGAAAACACAACUACAUACCGUUUAUAGUGCAGCUGCUCAAGAUUUUGGCCGAAGAGAAGAAAUUGACACCGUUAUUGGAAAAGGCGAAGGAGCGCGCGGCCAAAAAGGGGCCGAAAAAGAUUAAGACAUAGGAAUGUAAUGAAGUUUUACCCCCUUAUUCAUAAACGUACACUAAAGUUAUCAAGCCGAUAAAGUUCGUUUGUCCCUUUCCGACGUAUUGGUGUGAUAGAAAGGGACAGACGAACUUUAUCGGCUUGAUAACUUUAGUGAACGUUUAUGAAUAAGGGGGUUAGUAUUUAAUUAAUAGUGGAAGAUGAGUGUAUGUUUGCUGCUUGUAAGUAUUUAAAAAUUGCGUUCAACACCACCAGUGAAAUCGCGUCUCCAAGAGCCUUUAGGUAGGUACCGUUUUUCAAUUUCAUCUUGAUCUAGUCGGAUACUUUUUUUUUUCUGAUAUGAUUUCUUUGAAAAAUUCAAAUUAUUAUUCUCACGGUAAUAUUAUUUUCAGAUAUUAUUUUGUAUGUAUUUUUUAA